Messenger RNA from Rana temporaria (common frog), 3713 nucleotides. RefSeq names its product mesenchyme homeobox 2 (gene MEOX2). The transcript is spliced from 3 exons. Gene Ontology annotation, cellular component: nucleus. Gene Ontology annotation, molecular function: RNA polymerase II cis-regulatory region sequence-specific DNA binding; DNA-binding transcription factor activity, RNA polymerase II-specific. The record is from RefSeq and is a predicted model, not a curated record. Gene Ontology annotation, biological process: positive regulation of transcription by RNA polymerase II. The coding region runs from base 415 to 1314 and encodes 299 amino acids. NCBI's taxonomy places the organism in Eukaryota, Metazoa, Chordata, Amphibia, Anura, Ranidae.
GCUGCAGCAUUGUACACAGAGACCUCUUAAAGUUUUGGAGAGAGUUUGUGGUCAGUGCUGUGUUGCUAAGCCAGCCCCCGGCUCACAUUACACACUAUUUAUAUCCUCUGCAAGCUGUUUCCCCCUUAAAGCAGCUUCAUGGGACCACCUUCUGCUGUCUUUAACCUCUCCUACUCUUGACAUCUGAGUAGCUCACAGAGAGCAGCUCAUCUGGGUCAGUGUAGAAGGUUUAAGCCUAGGAGAGCAGCCACCACUGAGCUGAAGACCUGGAUUAUCUGAUCGGUGCUCCCGUUACUACUUGGAGGGGGGGAGAGGAAAAAAAAAAAAAGCCUAUAUCAUUUUACAGUGAAAAGUGACAGCCGUGUGGAGUUUAAUCCUUUUUUCGCAAACUCUCCCGUUGAAACUUCGCAUGCCAUGGAACACACGUUGUUCGGCUGCCUGCGCAGCCCGCACGCCACCUCGCAAGGCUUGCACCCCUUUUCCCAGUCGUCCCUGGCCCUGCACGGAAGAUCCGACCACAUGUCCUACCCCGACCUCUCCACGUCUUCGUCGUCUUGCAUCAUCACCGGCUACCCCAACGAGGAGGGCAUGUUUGGUAGCCAGCACCACCGAGGCCACCACCACCACCACCACCAUCAUCACCACCAGCAACAGCAGCACCAGAGCUUGCAAUCCAACUGGCACAUUCCUCAGAUGUCUUCCCCUCUGGCCUCCCCCAGGCAUAGCCUCUGCCUCCAGCAGGAUUCGGGACCCCCAGAACUAGGGAACAGCCCCUCUAUUUUGUGUUCGAACGCCUCUAACUUGGGCAGUAACAGCUCUUCUGGUUCGGCUUGCGCAAGCGGGGACUAUGGCAGGCAGACGCUCUCCCCUUCCGACAUGGACAAGAGGACGGCCAAAAGGAAAAGUGACAGCUCAGAUUCCCAGGAGGGAAGCUACAAAUCCGAUGUAAACAGUAAACCUCGGAAAGAGCGGACGGCAUUUACCAAAGAGCAGAUCAGGGAACUGGAGGCCGAGUUUGCCCACCACAACUACCUGACGAGGUUGAGGCGAUAUGAAAUAGCCGUAAACCUGGAUCUCACGGAAAGACAGGUAAAAGUUUGGUUUCAGAAUCGCAGGAUGAAAUGGAAGAGAGUGAAAGGCGGACAGCAGGGAGCUGCGGCCAGAGAGAAGGAACUAGUCAAUGUGAAAAAGGGAACUCUACUACCUUCCGAGCUCUCCGGCAUUGGCGCCGCGGGCCUCCAACACACAGCUGACUCACUAGCCAACGAUGAUAGCCGCGAUAGCGAUCAGAGCUCUGAACAUGCUCACUUGUGAUUUUUUUUUCUUUUUUUUUUAACGUAAAGUGACUUUCAAACCAGAUUUGUUCUCAGGAAAGACAAAUAACACGGCGAAGACCGGCUCGGAGAUUUUCAGGAUCUGACCUGAACGUUUUUCUGCAAGGAAGACUUCCUUUAAAGACUACACUAUGGUCUUACUCUUGAAUUGUUAAGGUUAUGACGAGGAAAAGGGUUGGGACAAGGACAAAAAAAAAAAAAAGAGGCAGAAAAUGCUCAAGGCAGAAGAAAGAUUUCAUUUGAAUCCUAAAGGUCUUAAAGGGAUUGUCUACCUCCAGUAGAUAUUAUUCUAUUGGCUUGUGUAACUGUUGUAGUCCACCAACCUUCCAUAUUUCCUCCCAACCCUCCUUCUCAAGUUCUCCUCAUUGAAAUCUGCCAACUCUACUAUUAUAGAACACAUUUUUUUUGGAUGCAGAAGUAGGGAUGUUUGGUUAUGUUUUCUCUAUGAUACUAGCCCGGUGGGACAGUUAGGUGGGUCUGUGAUAGGCUGAGCCAUCCCUUGGCUUGACACUCCAACAGUGAGAUAUGUUUGUGGUCAUUUCCAACCCUGUUUCUGUCUACAUGUGAGGUUUCGGGUGUUCCUGCCCACUCUUAUGUUCCAGCUUAUCCUCUUACAUUCACUAUAAUAGGGGUGACCUCAGUUAUGGUCAGAGGCAUAUCCUCAAUGUGCACAGAUUGAGGUCAUCAGAUGCUGCCCAUGGUCUAUGCUUGACCCCCUUUAAUUGCAGAGCCUGUAGAGGGGGGUACUCUGAUGAGACCCUGAUGUGAGGAGAAGUAUGAUGGGGACCCUGCUAAAAGGGUGGACUCUGACUGGGUCCCUGCUGUAAGGGGGGAGUUUGACAGGUAACCCUGAUAUAAGGAGGGGCUCUAAUGGGGACCCUAAUGUAAACAGGGACUUUGAGGUGGACCCUGAUGUAAGGAAGACUAUGAUGCUUUAAGGGAAGACUCUGAUGAGGUCUCUGACGUAAGGGGGUUCCCUAAUGUAAGGGAGACUAUGAUGGGGACCCUGCUGUAAGGGGGGACUCUGAUGGGAACUCAAUGUCAAGGGGAAUAUGAUGGGCACCCUGCUGUAUGGAUGGACUCUGACUGGUUCCCUGAUGUAAGGAGGGUUAUGAUGCUUUAAGGGAAGACACUGACAAGGACUCUGGUGUAAGGGGGUUGCCUAAUGUAAGGGAGACUAUAAUGGGGACCCUACUGUAAGGGGGACUCUGAUGGGAACCCCAAUGUAAAGGGGAAUAUGAUGGGGACACUGCUAUAUGGGUGGACUCUGACUGGGUCCUUGAUGUAAGGAGGGAUAUGAUGCUUUAAGGGAAGACUCUGAUGAGGUCUCUGACGUAAGGGGGUUCCCUAAUGUAAGGGAGACUAUGAUGGGGACCCUACUGUUAGGGGGACUCUGAUUGGAACCCCAAUAUAAAGGGGAAUUGGAUGGGGACCCUGCUGUAUGGGUGGACUCUGACUGGGUCCCUGAUGUAAGGAAGGCUAUGAUGCUGUAAGGGAAGACUCUGACAAGGACUCUGGUGUAAGGGGGUUCCCUAAUGUAAGGAAGACUAUGAUGGGGACCCCCUUGUAAGGGGGACUCUGAUGGGAACCCCAAUGUAAAAGGGAAUAUGAUGGAAACCCUGCUGUAAGAGGGGACUCAGAUGGGAUCCCCAAUAUAAAGAGGAAUAUGAUGGGGAUCCUGCUGUAUGGGUGGACUCUGACUGGGUCCCUGAUGUAAGGAGGGUUAUGAUGCUUUAAGGGAAGACUCUGAUGAGGUCUCUGACGUAAGGGGGUUCCCUAAUGUAAGGGAGACUAUGAUGGGGACCCUACUGUUAGGGGGACUCUGAUUGGAACCCCAAUGUAAAGGGGAAUUGGAUGGGGACCCUGCUGUAUGGGUGGACUCUGACUGGGUCCCUGAUGUAAGGAAGGCUAUGAUGCUGUAAGGGUAGACUCUGACAAGGACUGUAAGGGAGUUCCCUAAUGAAAUGGAGACUAUGAUGGGGACCCUACUGUAAGUGGGGUUCUAAUGGGAACCCUGAUGUAAGAGUUGACUGUUGUGGUGUUGUGGGGGCUCUAAUAGGGACCCUGAUGUAAGAGGGAUUCUGAUGGGGAUUUUUAUUGCCCACAAAUAUCUGCAAAACCUACAAUAUGGCCUUCAUGAGGAAAAGUUUGGAGAACCCUGCACUAUAAUAUAAAACAAAUAAAAAAUAUGCAGCUAGCAUGGCAGGAGCCCCUUGUAAUGGCCACAACUGGUGUACAAAUCUGGGAACCCAUCAAACAACCUAGAAAGAUAAAAAAAACUCUCAGUGUACCUCUCCAACAUUUGCCAAAAACGUACAAACAUUUUGGGUGGACUGGGCCUCCUGAGGCCCAUACACACGAUCGGAUUUUCUGACAACA